Symbiodinium pilosum is the source of this 1113-nucleotide messenger RNA. Lineage: Eukaryota; Dinophyceae; Suessiales; Symbiodiniaceae. The record is from the annotation of a GenBank genome assembly.
AUGCUGGCCCAGAGUUCCAAAGAUUCUUUAGCAGCUGAAAGUGGAAGCAAAGAAUUCACCCUGGAAGAGACCCAGCUAACGCCCACUCCAGCAAGCAAAGGAAAGGGCCAUGGCGCCAAAGAUCUUGGCAAGCAGAACCUUGCGCCCACCCAAGCCAGAAUUCCGCCAGGGCAGCCUGAUGCAACACCUACGCGCGUUGCGCCCAGCACCAGACCCGCGCGUAACCCUGCCACGCGUUUGCCCAGACCUCCUCUUACGCCUUCUUCGAUAGUAACCUCGCAAAAGGCGCCGUCCGAAGCCUCCAAGGAGCCCAAGAAGGAAGGUUAUUGGAAGGUGCGCCGCUACGUGACGCCGAACCAGCAGGGCGUAGCCAAAUGCUCCAAGGAUGUUCUUGAGAUGGCUCAGACAGUGGAUGGGCGCGAGAAACUGCGACAGUUGCUCCUCCAGCACGGCUCCUUCGAGAAGGUUGAGGUUGUUGUCAAGCAGUGGCACGAGCAGCGGAAGAAGAACAAGUCAGAGGGAGGAUAUCACACCAAACAGUGGUUGAUGGACAACAGAUCCUUUACUCAACUUCGGGUGAACGAGGUGCAUGGAGUUGAAGAGGCUGAUGUGCCCUUGGACGAAACAUGGAGCAAUGAGACCGAACGUGGACGACGCAUUGAAUUCUCCGGCGCGGCGGAAAUGGAAGUGCCACGCCUAACAAUUUUCUGCGUGCUUUGUUUUCCGGCUCUCCAAGCGAAUGUGUCUGCGUCUGCGAUUCUGCCCAACUUCCUGGCGGUCCUGGGGAAGAAGCUGGACCAAGGUGAUGCUGUCAAGGAGAAGUGCCAAGCAGCGAAGAGUACCAAAGCGAUCUUCAACUCCCUACAGAACUCCUUGAAUGCCCUCAGCCAAUGCUAUGAUGAUCUGGUCAAGCUUCAGUCCGAAGCCGCAAUCGCCCACAGUGACGACUUGGAGAGGAUCGACAAAGAGAUCAUGGUGACGUUUGUUCAGGCGACAAAGGAAGACCUGGCCCUGAACAAUUAUGUGAUGAGGGCAAAGCCACUUGUCUAUAACUGUUCGCAAGAUUUCGCAAGCAAUUAUGAUUCCCAUGACCUCGGAUCAUGCUACACUUAG